AUGUCCAACUGCUGCAAAGAAGGAUUUAAGUGGAACGGCGAGGCUGUCGGCAAGGAGACUACUCUCGGUAACAACCCGGCCUACGUCACUGGCGACAACAAGGAUGCCGCCGUCCUUAUCAUCUGCGACGUCUUUGGCUGGAAGUUGCCCAAUGUCCGUCUGAUUGCCGACCACUAUGCAAAGGAGGCCAAUGUGACCGUCUACGUCCCCGACNUACCCGACAUGCUAGAGGACCCCGAGAAGCGCAAGAACUUCGACAUCAUGGCCUUCAUCGGCCGCAACAGCAAGGACAAGCGUNUUCCCGAGAUCACCGCCAACGCAAAGGAACUCAAGUCCAACUACAAGAAGGUCGCCGCCAUUGGUUUCUGCUACGGCGCCUGGGCCGUAUUGCGUCUUGGAGCCAAGGACUCUCCCAUCAUUGACUGCGCAGCCGUCGCUCACCCUUCUUUGCUCGAGGAAUCAGAGAUUGCCAACAUUGGUGUGCCGGUGCAGUUUUUGGCUCCUGAGACUGAUCCUAUGUUCACCCCCGAGCUCAAGGAAUUCACCCUCAAAACCCUCCCUACACUCAACAUUCCUUUCAACUAUGACUAUUACCCUGGUCUUGUCCACGGCUUCGCCGUCCGUGGUGAUCAGAAGGAUCCCAAGCAAAAGGAGGGUCUGGAGAGAGCUAAGAACUCUGCUGUGUACUGGUUCAAGCAGUACUUGCACUAG
Aureobasidium vineae is the source of this 711-nucleotide messenger RNA. The record is from the annotation of a GenBank genome assembly. Lineage: Eukaryota; Fungi; Ascomycota; Dothideomycetes; Dothideales; Saccotheciaceae.